Molecule: messenger RNA, 2004 nt
Organism: Bactrocera latifrons
Lineage: Eukaryota; Metazoa; Arthropoda; Insecta; Diptera; Tephritidae
Gene: nAChRbeta2
Product: acetylcholine receptor subunit beta-like 2
Biological process (GO): regulation of membrane potential; monoatomic ion transmembrane transport; nervous system process
Cellular component (GO): postsynaptic membrane; neuron projection; synapse
Molecular function (GO): acetylcholine-gated monoatomic cation-selective channel activity; transmembrane signaling receptor activity
Source: RefSeq, a predicted model, not a curated record
CAUCCUAAACGUUCGAACCACGUUGGCCGUUAGCAAUAAUUUUAGUGAUAAAAAAAUAUGUGAAACUAUUUUAUAAAAUUCACAUAUGUAUAAAAUAAUAAAUUAAAUAACGUUGGCUAUUCGCAAAGAUGUUAAAAGUAGUUUUUGUGCAUUUUCUACUCCUCUUUCCCUACAGCAGUGCAACGCAUCCUAUCAGUUUCGAGGCUAAUCCAGACACCAAACGUCUUUAUGAUGAUUUAUUGAGUAACUACAACAGACUCAUACGCCCUGUUGUCAAUAAUACUGAGACAUUGACAGUAUGGUUAGGCUUAAAGUUGUCUCAGCUCAUUGAAGUGAAUUUGCGAAAUCAAGUUAUGACCACCAAUUUGUGGGUGAAGCAGGUAACACUCAUGACAAAGGCAACAUUAAAAUAUACCGGCGAGGUCUUCUGGGAGCCGCCAGCUAUCUACAAGUCCUCCUGCGAAAUGAAUGUUGAAUAUUUUCCUUACGAUGAGCAAAUUUGCUUCAUGAAAUUCGGUUCAUGGACAUACAACGGUGCACAAGUGGAUUUGAAGCAUUUGGAUCAGGUUCCUGGCAGUAAUCUAGUGCAAAUCGGAAUUGAUUUAAGUGAAUUUUACUUAUCAGUCGAAUGGGACAUACUUGAAGUUCCUGCAACUAAGAAUGAGGAAUACUAUCCAGACACAUUGGAACCGUUUUCUGAUAUUACAUUUAAGCUCACCAUGCGUCGUAAAACACUAUUUUAUACCGUUAAUUUAAUUGUGCCCUGUGUUGCAUUGACAUUUUUAACGGUGUUGGUAUUUUAUUUGCCCAGCGAUUCCGGCGAGAAGGUUACGUUAUGUAUUUCAAUUCUUGUCUCGUUGACUGUGUUCUUCUUGCUGUUGGCUGAAAUUAUUCCGCCAACAUCAUUGGCUGUACCGCUGCUAGGCAAAUAUCUACUAUUUACAAUGAUACUGGUCUCGUUGUCUGUAUGGACAACGGUCUGUGUAUUGAAUAUACACUUUAGAUCCCCGUCAACGCAUAAAAUGUCGCCGCUUGUGCGUAAACUAUUUUUACACUUUAUGCCAAAAUUGAUGAUGAUGCGGCGCACGCAGUAUACCUUGCCAGACUAUGACGAUUCUACGCCCAGUAAUGGCUAUACGAAUGAAAUUGAUGUACGCAGCGAUAGUAUUAGCGAUUUUCCCAGUGAGUUCAAGGAUAGCCAAGAGGGACCGUAUGAUAAUGGUGUACAAAAUUCGAUUGAUUCUGACAACGUGAUACCGCGCAAUUUGACACCCGAAGUGCUGCAGGCAUUACGUGCGGUGCGUUUUAUUGCACAGCAUAUUAAAGAUGCCGACAAGGAUAAUGAGAUCGUCGAGGACUGGAAAUUUGUAUCGAUGGUAUUAGAUCGCUUCUUUCUCUGGACAUUUACGCUGUCGUGUGUUUUCGGCACUCUCGCCAUUAUAUGCCAAUCGCCAUCGCUCUAUGAUACACGUCAACCGAUCGAUCGUCAACUCAGUGACAUACCGUUGAGGAAGAACAAUUUCAUGCUGCCACCGGAUAUCGUACGGCAAAUUGUAAAUUAAAACGUUUUAAUGUGAAAGCACGAGUUUUUAGUAAUAAGUUUUAAAAUCUUUAAGACUUAAAUAAGGAAUUAAGUGGAAAAAAAUUUAAAUAAGUUGUUUAAUACCGGGUGUAUCUAGAGCACUGGAUUACUUAUUGUGUAAUAUUGUUAUUGAAAAACUUAUAGUCUGACACAAACAAAUAGCAAAUACGGCGAAAGUUAGUAAAGUUAAAGAAGCUUAUGAAUAGAGAAUUGCUUGCAUCAAAUAAAACAGAUUUUUUUCAGAUUUCGGUUUGUUUGUUACUAAAAAAAACUUUGGUAAGAAAUAUAAUGUUGUUUCUAGCAAUUAACACAUACACAUAUAUAAUGCUUGCAAUCCCAUAUCUCUCACAUCCAUACGUAAUGCCAUACAUUCUUCGAGAAAUAUUAUACUUAGAAAAUAAAAUAAAAUCACAAUGUAUAAC